UAAGCGUGUAGUUCCAAAUAGCUGUCAACAGACGAAGCAUAAGUAAAAAAAGAUUAAUCAACGUUUUCAUUAAAUACAGUUGAAUAUUUUUUACCGAAAGUCAUUUUUAAUCAAUAAGUUUAUCCAAAAAAUUUUGGUUAUUAUCAAGCUAUGGGUAGUCUCGAGGAAGCAUGUAUUACUGGGUUUUUAUGUAGACUGUGCUCGCAAAUUCAUCGGUCAGUAAUUUUUAUUUACGGAGCUGAAGGAAAUGAACAUGAAUUGGAACAAAAAAUCAACAACUAUCUUCCAGUUAAAAUAGCUCCAACUGAUCCGCUGCCCAAAACAGUUUGCGAAAUAUGCAUGAAUAAAGUCAUUGAACAUCAUGGCAUGAUGAAAAAAAUUUUGGAAACACAGAAAAAGUUUACAAGAAUGCGGGAAGAAGAGAUGCUUUUACGGCAACAGUUGAAUAGGAACAAUUCAUCUCAACCUAACAGUCACCAAAAUACUACACUUAGUACUUCUAGCAAUAGCAGCAGACAUUCAAACAAUUCAUCCGCCUCAAUACAGCUAACAACAGCGGCUACUAGUAGUAGAACAGGAUCUUCACCUGCGGUAAGCCCCAUUUUAAACCAUAGGAUUACUAGAUACGCACUACGCAUCCACCGCCAACUGAACAAUAAUGCAGAUGACUAUACAUACCAUAACGAGAGCAGCUCAUCAUCAACAGAUGAUGAAAGUGACAGCGGCAGUGCUGUUGAAAACUGAACUUGAUUCUACAAAUAAAAAUAUGCAUUCAAGUGUUAGUUUGAACAAAAAAAAAAUAUAAUGCUAGUGCGAAUAGUA
Wyeomyia smithii (pitcher-plant mosquito) is the source of this 822-nucleotide messenger RNA. RefSeq lists its product as uncharacterized. The transcript is spliced from 2 exons. The record is from RefSeq and is a predicted model, not a curated record. Gene Ontology annotation, cellular component: nucleus. Bases 151 to 744 code for a protein of 197 amino acids. NCBI's taxonomy places the organism in Eukaryota, Metazoa, Arthropoda, Insecta, Diptera, Culicidae. Gene Ontology annotation, molecular function: zinc ion binding.